Molecule: messenger RNA, 207 nt
Organism: Coccidioides immitis RS
Lineage: Eukaryota; Fungi; Ascomycota; Eurotiomycetes; Onygenales; Onygenaceae
Exons: 1
Coding region: 1-207 (68 amino acids)
Source: RefSeq, a predicted model, not a curated record
AUGGCCAUCUCAUUCAUCAGACAACAGAAAAAGAAAGAUGAAGUCAAAGUCAAUCUACCAGAACUCUUCAAGAGCAAACAAGAAAAAUUACAAGCUUUCUUAAGACAACUGCAUAUCUACAUGAAUAUAAAAGACAAAGAACUCAGUAAUAAUAAGAACAAGAUAAUAAUGGCAGCAUUAUACUUUUGUGAAGCAGCAUUUGAUUGA